Nymphaea colorata (pocket water lily) is the source of this 1904-nucleotide messenger RNA. Its product is annotated as elongation factor 1-alpha. The transcript has 3 exons. The coding region runs from base 180 to 1523 and encodes 447 amino acids. The record is from RefSeq and is a predicted model, not a curated record. Lineage: Eukaryota; Viridiplantae; Streptophyta; Magnoliopsida; Nymphaeales; Nymphaeaceae. Gene Ontology annotation, biological process: translation; translational elongation. Gene Ontology annotation, molecular function: GTP binding; translation elongation factor activity; GTPase activity.
AUCCAACGUCGGAUCCAAAAACCCUAAUUGCUCCGCGUCCCUAUAAAACGAGCUCCGCGAGAGCUGCUGCGUUACCAUCGCUACCGUCGUUCGUCAAUUUUUUCUCCUCCUCCUGCGCAGAGCGGCCGAUUGCUCGAGAUCUUUCCCUGAGUUAUUAGCUUUUUCGUCGGCCAUCUACCAUGGGUAAGGAGAAGGUUCACAUCAACAUUGUCGUCAUCGGACAUGUCGACUCCGGCAAGUCGACGACCACCGGUCACCUCAUCUACAAGCUUGGAGGGAUCGACAAGCGUGUGAUCGAGAGGUUCGAGAAGGAAGCCGCUGAGAUGAACAAGAGGUCUUUCAAGUACGCCUGGGUGUUGGACAAGCUCAAGGCCGAGCGCGAGCGUGGUAUCACCAUCGACAUUGCCCUCUGGAAGUUCGAGACCACCAAGUACUACUGCACUGUCAUCGAUGCUCCUGGACAUCGUGAUUUCAUCAAGAACAUGAUCACGGGUACCUCCCAGGCAGACUGCGCCGUGCUGAUCAUCGACUCCACCACUGGUGGUUUCGAGGCCGGUAUCUCCAAGGACGGUCAGACUCGUGAGCAUGCAUUGCUCGCCUUUACUCUGGGAGUGAAGCAAAUGAUCUGCUGCUGUAACAAGAUGGAUGCGACAACCCCCAAGUACUCCAAGGCAAGGUACGAUGAAAUCGUGAAGGAAGUGUCGUCCUACCUGAAGAAGGUCGGGUACAAUCCCGAUAAAAUCCCCUUCGUCCCCAUCUCUGGUUUUGAGGGUGACAACAUGAUUGAGAGGUCCACCAACCUUGACUGGUACAAGGGUCCAACCCUUCUUGAGGCCCUUGACUUGAUCAACGAGCCCAAGCGCCCAUCAGACAAGCCUCUCCGUCUUCCACUUCAGGACGUCUACAAGAUCGGCGGUAUCGGAACCGUCCCCGUCGGUCGUGUCGAGACCGGUGUCCUGAAGCCCGGAAUGGUCGUCACCUUCGGCCCCACCGGACUGACCACUGAAGUGAAGUCUGUCGAGAUGCACCACGAAGCUCUUCAGGAGGCCCUCCCCGGUGACAACGUUGGGUUCAACGUCAAGAACGUUGCUGUGAAGGAUCUUAAGCGUGGUUUCGUUGCCUCCAACUCCAAGGAUGACCCCGCGAAGGAGGCUGCCAACUUCACCUCCCAGGUCAUCAUCAUGAACCACCCUGGCCAGAUCGGCAAUGGCUACGCUCCGGUGCUCGACUGCCACACCUCCCACAUCGCCGUCAAGUUUGCUGAGAUCCUCACCAAGAUUGACCGCCGAUCCGGUAAGGAGCUUGAAAAGGAGCCCAAGUUCCUGAAGAACGGAGACGCUGGGUUCGUGAAGAUGAUUCCCACCAAGCCCAUGGUGGUCGAGACCUUCUCAGAGUAUCCUCCCCUUGGGCGUUUCGCCGUCCGUGACAUGAGGCAGACGGUCGCCGUCGGUGUGAUCAAGAGCGUGGAGAAGAAGGACCCUUCGGGAGCCAAGGUGACCAAGUCUGCAGCCAAGAAGAAGUGAAUCGUGCGGAGGCUUCCGGCAAGUUACAGUUUUCUAGCCUCCAGUCUCUAUCGCCUGAGUUUCAGUCGGGUUCUGUUCAGCGUCUUUGUGGUCGCCAGUUGGAUGCAGCAGAACUGGGUGCUCGAUCGACGGUGGCACCGCCACGGAGACCUUUCACCUCAGCCGUUGUGUUCAUGGAGUUCGAGUUAGUUCUUUUUGGUCAUUUGUUUUCCGUCUUUUUUAUUGCGUCGACAUUGAAGUUUUUUGGUGAACUGAGAGUUUUUUGUGAUGGAACUGCCGGAGGUUUUUAGCUGGUAGGAUAUAUUAUUGCUACAGUUUUUGCGAGUCGGUGGAAUAACGAGGGAUACUUUGGACUCAAAUUCGAUAUUUUGGGUUUUGUUA